AUGGCGCAGGGCCCCUCCACCACCGGCGAGCAUCACGCAGGGGCGGCGGCGCGGUCCUCUUUGCCACUAGCAAGCCUCACGCAGGGGCCAUGGUGCCCCCGUCCUCUGCCGUGGCGCCGCCGUACGUCUAGCUUCACGGCGAGGGCAGCACUGCCAUCGUCCCCUUUGGCUUGGGGUGCCGGUGAUCCCUUCCGCGGCUUCGCUUGGACUACCGCCGCCAGCAGCACGCGGCACGGGCAGGCAGAUGUCCGAGCCCUUGGCGCUCAGUGGCCUAGGUACGACGACGAUGGCGACGGCAAUGAGAUGGGGAUGGAAUUUGGCGGGCAAUUUCUAUGUCUCCCAUGCACAACUCAUAGUGCGACGAACUGGUCCGCGCGUCUCGCGGCGGUCGGGACGGAGAUUGCCGCGCACAGGCUGUGGUGUCUCGCUACGGCCGCGGCGGAACUCCAUGGUGCAGCUCACGGCAGCCUAGGCACCUCCCGCGUACCAAUACUAGUUUCCGCGUGCACCCACGCGGGAUCCGUAUAUAGUACCUCACUCACCACUAGAAAUAAGGCCCCAGAAUCGGUACUACUAGCAAAAGAAAAGUUCGAUCCCUACCGCGUCAAGGCUCGGCUCCUCCCAGAGCUGCCUCCUUCCGCCGGUAGGCGUGCGCUCGACGAAACCCUACCUGCAUCUUCCUCGCCGCCACCGGCGGUGGCUCGGCUGCAUCUGGCGAUUUUACUUAGUUCUUUCCGCCAUCUUUGCUUGGAUGAUUGGCAAGGUGCUGAGGCUCGACGAAAUCAUAAGCUAGGUGCAAUCGCAGCAACAACAGGCCUGAGCUCUCUUCAUGAAGCUUGCAAGACCCCAAUUGACUUCAGCAACCUGCCUACCCUCCUAUAUAAAGAUGCGAGUUUAAACUUUCCCCAUGUUCCAUCCUGUGAAGGACCAAUCGACCAAAUUAGUAGAUUACUUACAUGUCGCUGGCAACAUUCAGAUGUUCCAAGCCUAUGGCCCUUUGACAAGCUCGGUCUUCUCAUUGGAAAGCUCCAGCUUAGGAUUUUGAUUCAGCAAUCAAGGAGAUGUGUUCCAGUCGUCCGUUCCAAACGUCUUCGACAACCAACCAACCAAUGGGCAGUAUGCUUUUCAGGAUGGAACAGCUGGCACAAACUUGCAGCAAAGAAGCUACUACAAGGAGGAUCUCCAGAGCAUUGUACACAUCAACUACAAAGAGCAGAGCCACGACAAUGGGUUCUCAAUUUGAGCACAGAGCUUUCAUGUUAGAAGAAGGCCACAUGAAAAUGGAGUUCUGAUGGUCAGCAUAGACCAACCAUGGAAUGCAUGGAUUCAGACUGAUCCAACAACAUGGCCGGACCUUCCACAAACACAGCUUUUGGGACCGCAUACGAGGAUAAUUGGGCGAUCACUACCGACCUUGAAAUGAACAUGUAUAAUUACUCUCGAUAUCGCUAUGUACAUAAACCAAGACCUUACCCCCGAUGUAUAGAACUAUGAAGCAGUGAACACUACUACACCUAUUAUUCAUCACCCUAUGUAUAAUUAUAACAGUGCUAAACCUGUGAACUCUAUCCGUAUAAUUUUGUGAUAACUUAUGUAAUAUUACAAUCAUGAUCUACCAUACUUAGUAUCUUUCAAUCGACAA
Molecule: messenger RNA, 1642 nt
Organism: Sorghum bicolor (sorghum)
Lineage: Eukaryota; Viridiplantae; Streptophyta; Magnoliopsida; Poales; Poaceae
Exons: 9
Coding region: 1-1263 (420 amino acids)
Source: RefSeq, a predicted model, not a curated record